Molecule: messenger RNA, 3041 nt
Organism: Peromyscus eremicus (cactus mouse)
Lineage: Eukaryota; Metazoa; Chordata; Mammalia; Rodentia; Cricetidae
Gene: Ddhd1
Product: DDHD domain containing 1
Exons: 14
Coding region: 139-2892 (917 amino acids)
Cellular component (GO): cytoplasm
Molecular function (GO): glycerophospholipase activity; metal ion binding
Source: RefSeq, a predicted model, not a curated record
GCGGCCCGGGGGCCUGCGGGGAGGCGGAGUCCCCUCGGCCGCAGCUGCUGGCCAGCUAGCUCGGGAUUUGAAAGAUUAUAAAGUCCGGGCGGAGAGGGCGGCGGCAUCGGAUGCGCGUGUGGCGGAAGCGCCGGCGGCAUGAACUACCCGGGCCGCGGCGCCCCGCGGAGCCCCGAGCGUAACGGCCGCGGCGGCGGCGCCUGGGAGCUGGGCUCGGACGCGGCGGGCACGUUCGGCGGCGGCGGCUGCUGCUUCGAGCACCAGCCGGGAGACGGCGUGCCGCUGGCGUUGCUGCGCGCCGAGCCGCUGCACCUGGCGCCGGGCACCGACGACCUGAGCCACCUUGCCCUGGACCCGUGCCUCAGCGACGAGACCUACGACUUCAGCUCGGCCGAGUCGGGGUCGUCGCUGCGCUACUACAGCGAGGGCGAGAGCGCGGGCGGCGGCAGCUCGUCUUCGCCUCCGCCGCCGCUGGUCGCCCCGAACUCGGGGGGCGGUGGGGCGGCGGGAGGGGGCCCCGGGGACAGGAAGCGCGCCCGGGCCGGCAGCGCCGCUGCCCGGCACCGCUACGAGGUGGUGACGGAGCUGGGCCCCGAGGAGGUACGCUGGUUCUACAAGGAGGACAAGAAGACCUGGAAACCCUUCAUCGGCUACGACUCCCUGCGCAUCGAGCUCGCCUUCCGGACCCUGCUGCAGACCACGGGCUCCCGUACCGGGGUGGAGGGCCGCGAUGGAGACCCGGCAUGCGGCCAGGCCUCCAGCUCCGGGGAGGAAGACGACGAGGACCGCGCCUGCGGCUUCUGCCCGCGGGCAGCGGGGCCCGAGCCCGAGAUGGAGGAGCUAGUGACCAUCGAGCCGGUGUGCGUGCGCGGCGGCCUCUACGAGGUGGACGUCACUCAAGGAGAGUGCUACCCGGUGUACUGGAACCAAGCUGAUAAAAUACCAGUGAUGCGUGGACAGUGGUUUAUCGAUGGGACUUGGCAGCCUCUAGAAGAGGAAGAAAGUAAUUUAAUCGAGCAAGAACAUCUCAGUUGUUUCAGAGGUCAGCAGAUGCAAGAAAACUUUGAUAUUGAAGUGUCAAAACCCAUAGAUGGAAAAGAUGUUGUCUACCACCUCCCUCCCUUCACCCUCCCUUCUCUGUUCAAAUGGAGAGGAUAUAAGGAGAGUACAGAUGCCACAGGUCUUAAGCGAAAGCGUUCCCAAGCUGUUCAUAGUUUCAAACUGAGUCGGAAUCAUGUGGAUUGGCACAGCAUGGAUGAGGUGUAUCUCUACAGUGAUGCCACGACGUCCAAGAUCGCAAGGACUGUAACCCAGAAACUGGGGUUUUCUAAAGCCUCCAGCAGUGGGACCAGACUUCACAGAGGCUAUGUAGAAGAAGCCACGCUGGAAGACAAGCCCUCGCAGACUUCACAUAUCGUGUUUGUUGUGCAUGGCAUUGGACAGAAGAUGGACCAAGGAAGAAUUAUAAAAAACACAGCCAUGAUGAGAGAGGCAGCAAGAAAAAUAGAAGAGAGGCAUUUUUCCAACCAUGCAACACACGUUGAGUUUCUGCCUGUUGAAUGGCGGUCAAAGCUUACUCUUGAUGGAGACACUGUUGAUUCCAUUACUCCUGACAAGGUGCGCGGCUUGAGGGACAUGCUGAACAGUAGUGCUAUGGACAUAAUGUACUAUACCAGCCCGCUUUAUAGGGACGAGCUAGUUAAAGGCCUUCAGCAAGAGCUGAAUCGAUUAUAUUCCCUUUUCUGUUCUCGGAAUCCAGACUUUGAAGAAAAAGGGGGUAAAGUCUCAAUAGUGUCCCAUUCCUUGGGGUGUGUAAUUACUUAUGACAUCAUGAUGGGCUGGAAUCCAGUUCGGCUGUACGAGCAGCUGCUCCAGAAGGAGGAAGAGCUGCCUGAUGAACGCUGGAUGAGCUAUGAAGAGCGACAUCUUCUUGAUGAACUCUAUAUAACAAAACGACGGCUGAGGGAAAUAGAAGAACGUCUGCAUGGAUUGAAGGCGUCAUCCGUAACACAAACACCUGCCUUAAAAUUUAAGGUUGAGAAUUUCUUCUGUAUGGGAUCCCCACUAGCAGUUUUUUUGGCAUUGCGUGGCAUCCGGCCAGGAAAUACUGGAAGUCAAGACCACAUUUUACCUAGAGAGAUUUGUAAUCGCUUACUAAAUAUUUUUCAUCCUACAGACCCAGUGGCCUACAGAUUAGAGCCAUUGAUUCUGAAACACUACAGCAACAUCUCGCCGGUCCAGAUCCACUGGUACAACACUUCAAAUCCUCUACCUUAUGAGCAUAUGAAGCCAAACUUUCUCAACCCAGCAAAAGAACCUACCUCAGUUUCGGAGAGUGAAAGCAUGGCAAAUAUCCCGAGCCCCGUGACCUCCCCAGUCUUAUCGCGGCGCCACUAUGGAGAGUCCAUAACUAACAUUGGCAAAGCCAGCAUACUGGGGGCUGCUAGCAUUGGAAAGGGGCUUGGAGGAAUGUUGUUCUCGAGAUUUGGACGUUCUUCGACAUCACAGCCAUCUGAGACAUCUAAAGACACAGUGGAAGACGAGAAGAAGCCUGUUUCUUCACCCUCAACCACCACCGUGGCAACCCAGACCCUGCCGCACAGCAGCUCGGGCUUCCUGGACUCUGCAUAUUUCAGACUUCAAGAAUCGUUCUUUUAUCUCCCACAACUUCUUUUCCCGGAAAAUGUAAUGCAGAGUAAAGAUGCUAGCCUCGUGGAACUGGAGCACAGGAUUGACUUUGAACUCAGAGAAGGCCUGGUGGAAAGCCGCUAUUGGUCAGCCGUCACGUCGCACACUGCCUACUGGUCAUCCUUGGACGUCGCUCUGUUCCUUUUAACAUUCAUGUACAAACACGAGCAUGAUGAUGCGAAGCCCAGCCUAGAUCCAAUCUGAACUCUGGAAGGAUACAAAUGGCCCAAAACUUGGUUUUCUGUUAAAAUGUGUCAAGAUAUGGAGAUAUCAAGGUUCCAGUUUUGUUUAGGGCAAGAAAUACUUUAAUUUAAAAGCACCUUAUUUUAUUUUUAAAAGAGAACAAAAACACA